Raphanus sativus (radish) is the source of this 787-nucleotide messenger RNA. RefSeq names its product dirigent protein 6. The coding region runs from base 59 to 622 and encodes 187 amino acids. The record is from RefSeq and is a predicted model, not a curated record. The transcript has a single exon. NCBI's taxonomy places the organism in Eukaryota, Viridiplantae, Streptophyta, Magnoliopsida, Brassicales, Brassicaceae.
UAAAUGGGGUUUAAGCGAUCUUCAAUACGCACCACUCACUAGUCGUCUCUAGCUAAACAUGGCAUCUCUUGUAGAGAAACAACUCUUUAAGUCACUCCUCUCAGCCUUCCUUCUAGUUCUACUCUUCUCCGAGACUGUUUAUUCGUCCCGGAAAACAAUGGAUCAGAAAAAACCAUGCAAACAUUUCUCCUUUUACUUCCAUGAUAUCCUAUACGAUGGCGACAACGUAGCAAACGCAACGUCAGCCGCUAUCGUCAGCCCUCCUGGACUAGGAAACUUCAAGUUCGGUAAGUUUGUGAUCUUUGACGGCCCCAUAACAAUGGACAAGAACUAUCUAUCAGAACCCUUGGCUCGUGCACAAGGCUUCUAUUUCUACGACAUGAAGACAGACUACAAUGCGUGGUUUUGCUACACCUUGGUGUUUAACUCGACGGAACACAAAGGUACACUGAACAUAAUGGGUGCGGAUCUGAUGAUGGAGCCGACAAGAGAUCUAUCGGUCGUCGGUGGGACUGGUGAUUUCUUCAUGGCUAGUGGGAUCGCUACCUUCGUGACGGACAUAUUUCAAGGGGCUAAGUAUUUCCGUGUUAAGAUGGAUAUUAAACUCUAUGAAUGUUACUAAGUAAUUUAUAUGUGUUUUAUUUUUGCAAUUUGUGUUGACACAGAGAUAAAAUGUGUUACUAAUAAUAAUCAAGUGUUUUUUUGUUAGUUUUAAUGUGUGUGUGCGUUUUAAAUUUAAUUCAUAAUUCAUGUUCCCCAAUUGUUAGAAGCCGAAAUGAAAGAAAAA